Molecule: messenger RNA, 2729 nt
Organism: Mercenaria mercenaria
Lineage: Eukaryota; Metazoa; Mollusca; Bivalvia; Venerida; Veneridae
Exons: 2
Coding region: 333-1859 (508 amino acids)
Source: RefSeq, a predicted model, not a curated record
UUGUAUAGUGCAUAAGGAUGUCCGCAUAAUUCACACGAAUUUGAAUCUCAAGGGAACGGUAUUUUUUCCGAUAGACUAAACAGGAUAACAUUUUUUUUUGGUAUCGGCUGAUGCGAUGUUAAAUGUGCGCAAUGGUGGUCGUCAUUAGAAAUUGUAGAAAUAGAAUCUACACUGUAGUCACAAGCUUUUUUCAAGACUCAGAGUAAUCAGUAAAACACAACCUGUAGUCUGCUAAUUGAAGUGUGUGCCAAAUCUUCAGGUGGAACGGAAACGGUUGUUAGUGAUUUAUUGACGUACAAAGAAAGAUUGACAGACUAGCACUUUGUGGAAGCAUGGCUGAGAAAACAAGAAUCUGGCGUUCUAAAGAUCGGUGUGACCUAGAAUUUGACUACCUGGCAAUAGUAAAGUCCUUGCAAAGUUAUAGUGACUACAUGUUCGAACAUCACGUAUACGGGCAGGGUGAAGUUAAAUACAAAAGAACUGAUUCAGAAUCUGUAGGCGGCCAGUAUGUCAAUUUGAGCUCGGAUAUAAAAUUAACAUUUGUUAAUAAUCUUCAUAAAUGCAUUACUGAAAAAUGCGAACGAAACUGGUGUACCUUAAGUUUAAAAAACCACCAUUACAGUCGUGAAUUUGACGGUUGCACAUUUUGUUCUGUAUGUAUGCAAACAGGAAGUUUAAUUUGCUACUAUACACCUGUAUAUUCAGCCUUCAGUCGACUUAGAUUUUUGUGGAAAAGCAAACAUAAAUCCCAACGAACUUCAUACGUAGUGGGUCGUGAUUUAAAAGAUGAAAUUAAACGUUUUACACGUAAUAUAAACUACACAGACACUACUGACAUCGAUGACCUCCUUCAGAAGAUUUACUGGAAAGAUGAAAAAGUUUCAGAAAUACGUGUAGAAGUUGACCUCCAUCCUGUGAUAGAGUUAGACAGAGCAAAAGUAAUACAGAAGACAAGAACUAUACGGUUUUUAAAUAAAAAUAUUAUUUUAUUCCCAAGAGCCCUUUACCGUGAACACAUCUUCUACAGAUUAAUGUAUGGAACAAAUUACAAUAUUAUUGACUAUGUGUUAAAACUGUUACAUAUUAAUAAUAAAUGGAAAGUAAAGGUAACACCAGAUCUACGCAAUGACGAGAAAUACUUUCUGUUCCCGAAAUGUUUUAAUAACGAUUAUCCCGAAUGUUGGAGACUCUCAACUUAUCAGACCGAGUUGAAUAUUCUAAAUGAAGCAUCCAAAGAACACAGACUUGCAUAUUGUGUUCUAAAAUACUUCAUUUUAGUCAUAAAGUUUACAAUUAAUGAAGUAUUUCCUAUCAUUUCCAAUUACGAAGCUAAACUGGCAGUGAUCCAGCAUAUCAAACAGUGUGAAACUCCAGACGUUGGCGCGCAUGUAUGUGUGUUGAACAUUUUACAUGAUAUAGCGCUUUGGAAAGAAGGUUCUGCAUCGAUGGACCAUCCUAUAUUGAAACUGGAUUUGUACGGAAUACUCCAAAAAAAUGACAUUGUAUAUCUGUCCUUUCAUACAACAUUAUCGGCUGUAUGUCUGAAAAUACUGAUUCUUAUAUUAGCACACAAGCGAAGAGAUUAUUUUUUUACAGAUCUAUACAAUGACGCAAUUUUAAUUUAUCUUUAUUCAAGUUUUAUUUCAAUGCAAUAUAAAAAUAUUAUACAAACAUCCUUGAGUUCAGGGGAAACCCGGUUUACUAAAUUUACUGAUAUUAAAGAAUCAUUCAAUGACUUACAUAGCCUGGUAACUAGAAGGAAAGAACACGCUUCGAAAGAUGAACUGCGAGAAGUGUUAGUGCCUUUGUGUACAAGGAAGUUGCAAAUGCAACAAAAGCUGAAUAACUGGAAUUUUUAGUAUUUGAAAGUAUACAGAGGAGUGCUAAAAGGUUACAAGACUCUUACGCAAAGUUAUAUAAAUAAAUUGCAAACAUUGGAAAAGAUGACACAGAACAAGUGCAAUAAAUCUGUUGAAACAUAGCAGUGUUUAGCAUCUUGGAAAGGAACUCAUCUUAUGCUUCAUACAAUAUUCAAUUCUUUUUAUAAAAUCUAAAUGCUGAACGGUAAUAAAUAUAACUUUUGAAAAUACUUAACCUCAUUUAUCGGCCCUUUAAAUAAGAGGGCCAUCUAUAGGCCACAGACAAUCAUCCUAUGAAGUUUCAAGGCGUUUUUUUAGUUAUUAAGCUGAAACUGAAGGCGGAGCAUGUAUAUAUCGAGAACCUUAAAAUGAUCUGUUAAUAACACUGAUAUCCAUUUAAAACGCCAACCAACUUAAAAUUGAAAGAAACCAAAUGCUGAAAUAUUUUCGAAGACUUUAUUUAAGUUUAAAACAAUUACAUCGGAUUUAUUCGAUAGUUUAAAACAAUUAUAGGGGGAUUUCAAAACAAACAAUUAUAUUGGGCUUAGUGUCUAAGCUGUGUGAACUCCUUCGGAAAGCCUACUUUAUAAGUAGAAGUCAUAUUAUUUUCAAAUGUCUUACAAACUUCUAUUUAACAUGUACGGUAGUUUUGUUUUCUUUUUUUAGAAAUUUUCAGUGCGUACACAAGGAGAGUAAGAUGCAAACAGUCACCAGCAUGGAACAUGUUUGUGCGGAAAUCAAGGGAAAAGUUCGUCUUGAUUACAAGAAUGAAGAAAUACCUGACAUCAUGAGAGCAAUGGAUAUUUUGAUUAAUCGCUUCGUUGAUGAGUUAAAGUACAGCUUCCCUCAGUUACAUAAUCCUGUAAGGAC